AUGAAGGCACUAGUAGCUUUAAUAUUUCUUGUUCAGCUUCCAAUUCACAAAGCUGUACCAGCAGCUCCCCCUGCUCCCUUGCGCUGUGAUGACCCAGAAUCUGAAGCAGCAGCGGAAGUAGCUGUGAGUUAUAUUAAUGACCACAGUCAUCACGGAUACAAGUUUGCCUUAAACAGAAUCAAGAAUAUCCGCGUGCUACCCCAGGGGCUGAAUAAUGACAUAAUGUUUCUUGAACUCGACUUAUUAGAGACCACAUGCCACAUUCUCAGCCCUACGUAUCUUGCAAAUUGCACAGUAAGGAGCUUCAUAGAACAUGCAGUUGAGGGUGACUGUGAUGUCAAACUGCAGAAGUUGAAUGGAAAGUUUUCUGUACUUGCUAGUAAAUGCCACUCACAUGCAGACUCAGGUGAAGAUGUUCUCCGACUCUGCCCUGACUGUCCACUGCUGGCAAGUUUGAAUAACACUGAGGUAUUAACAACUGUUACAGCUGCACUCAAUGACUACAACAGCAAAACUGCUGAUGCUUACCUCAAACUCCUUGAGAUCGGACGAGCCAAAAUACAGUAUUACCCAGUGAAUAUUGUCUCUGUUGAAUUUGCUGUGGCUGCCACGAACUGCUCAGCAGAAGAAGCUAAACGUAAUGUAGAGGCUUGUCAACUGCUGCCUGAUGAUCAGUCUAAUUUUGGUUUCUGCACAGCAACAACAGUAAUGCUCCCCUUAAAGGACCUCAGAGUGCACUGCCAGCUCUACGGACAUCAGCCUGGAGUUACCUACUCUCAACCAGGUCAAGAUACAUCAGCAGGACUGGUGCCCAGUGUUGCACAAGGCUUCACAAACCAUAAUCUCAGGCUUUCCCACAAUAACCCUGUUGCAUCUGAAUCCAGCUCUUCAGAAUUUCCUACUUCCAUGCUCUCAGCAAAAUCUGUAGGAAAGAGAGCAGUUGCAGAGGUUGCUCAGCAUGACAAAGUACCUCGCCCAGUUGGCUUUGUGCCGCCUCCUCCUCCUCCUCCUCCUCCAUGCCCAGGGAAGAUUCGCCAUUUCAAGAUAUAG
Molecule: messenger RNA, 1050 nt
Organism: Gymnogyps californianus (California condor)
Lineage: Eukaryota; Metazoa; Chordata; Aves; Accipitriformes; Cathartidae
Gene: AHSG
Product: alpha 2-HS glycoprotein
Exons: 7
Coding region: 1-1050 (349 amino acids)
Biological process (GO): negative regulation of endopeptidase activity
Cellular component (GO): extracellular matrix; extracellular region; blood microparticle
Molecular function (GO): cysteine-type endopeptidase inhibitor activity
Source: RefSeq, a predicted model, not a curated record